Messenger RNA from Enterobius vermicularis (human pinworm), 3090 nucleotides. NCBI's taxonomy places the organism in Eukaryota, Metazoa, Nematoda, Chromadorea, Rhabditida, Oxyuridae. The record is from the annotation of a GenBank genome assembly.
AUGUUGUUGUUGUUGUUGUUGUUAUGGUUUUUAUCAGGUCGCCUUGAUGGUGGUGGUGCUGCUGCUGCUGUUGUUGCUGAUGAUGGUAAUGAUGUUAUUAUGGUGGAAGAACAUUUGCAAGAUAGUCCACCAUCUUUAAAUGGGGAAAAAAGUUCCGAGGAAGGUCCACGCUCUGCAGAUUCAAGCCCGCUUUUGGAUACUGCUCCCCUACCAUCAAGUGAUGAUCCUAUGUGUCCAUAUUGUGCCAAACCAUUUAGAAAGCCUCGAGUUCUCGACUGUCUUCACUCAAUGUGUGAAGAUUGUAUUAUUGCUCAAAUAGGAGAUGGCGAGGCUGCGCGUAGUGGAAAUGUAGCAUCUUCAACUGAUUGCGUGCUUGAAAAUACGUCGCAGUCUCGCCCAACGCCACCUGGAAUGAUUCGUUGCUCAGAAAGUCAUGUGGGUAAUGAUGAGCGGUUUGUUAGUCAAAUGCUAUUGGAUUAUGUACGUUUGCACAAUAAUGAUUGUUUGAAAGAUAGCGCUCGGUCUUGUCGAGCCUGCAAAAGUGAACAGCCGGCUAUUGCUGUUUGUAAAGAAUGCUCUAGUGAUUUAUGUAAAAACUGCGUUCAAGCUCAUCGAGAUAUGAAGUUGUUUGAUGGUCAUCACGUCUAUACUUAUGAUGAACUUUCUUCAAAAUCUUUUGAACUGCCUCGUGAACCGGUCACCUGUUUGAAACACAUCCAGAUUCCUUGCACCAUACUGUGUGCAACUUGUGAAGUUUUAAUUUGUCAGUACUGCCAGCUCGACCAUUCUGAUGGCCACAGUUUGGUAAAUGUUGAUGAACGGGUUGGAAAGCUGGUCAAAAACGAGCUUAUGAAGGCUGCCAACUCAGCUGCACUGAAAUCUAAAGAAGGGGAGGAGACUUGUAGCUCAAUUCCCAAACAACAACAGACUCUUGCCGAUCAGUACGAUAGCGCCGUUAAUGCAAUUGAGGAUUUGUUUUCUGAUAUCACGCGUGCAGUGGACGAAGUCAAGAGUAAAGUAAUGAAGGAUCUGGACACUGAGAGGGACAGCAGCGAGGCAAAGCUUGAAGACUAUUCCAGAAGGUUUCACGCUACGAUUGCGAAAAUUACCGAUGCCGUAGCGUUUACUAAUCGGUUGGUCGACCAAGGGACUGAGUUAGAAGUAUUGGCCAGUAGGAAGAAAGUACUUCAGCAGCUAACUUUACUGAUGCAUUCUAUGCCAGACAUGAACUCUAUCACGCAACUUUCAUUUGAGCGUCCAACAUACAAAGAUAUUGUUAACGGUCUUUAUAAGAUUGUUGGACGUGUUGCCCGCCAAGAUUCUUUGAAUAAUACUAAAAGCGAAGCGUUUCUGAAUUCGUUGCGUGAUGAACCACGAAACUUCAAACAGCUACCUCCUGUAAUUUCACCAUUCCAAAUACAAACUUCGUCUAUUCUAGUGACUCCUUCAGAUUCUUCUCCUGCGCGGUUACCGAAUACUUCUGUGAUUACUUCAAAGCCGAGCACUACGCACAUUAAACCAACGGCUUCUUCGGCAUUUUCCGCUUAUGUUGCUGGUCCAGGAGCAAUAGGUAUGGAACGUCGACACAAAUCUGGAACUCUUUCGGCGACUAACUCUAAUUCUGAUUUUUCGAAUGGUUGGCCUCCCUCAAGUUUACCGCCGGAGCCGCCUACUCCUUCACCUCCAAACGAUUUUAGUGCAAAUCACAGCACAGUUACUAGCGGUGAAUCAUCAGUAUACAACUGGCCACCAAGUUCCAAUCCCCCUCUGGUUUCUGAAAGUAGUGGGCUAAUUCGACCAGUCGCGUCUACUUUGCCAAGUAAUGUCAUUUCUUCCAACUUGCUGGCUCAGCAGUUGGCUACGAAAAUGAGUAGUGUUUUAGGAGUGCAGGCUGCUGGUAAUGUUUGGGCGAAUUCACAAGCAGCUGUGGUAGGAGCACAGUUGCCGAAUAACGGUUUUGGAGCCUCUUUAAGGCAGCGCCAAAGUUACCCAUCUCUUUGCGACUCUCUGGCAGAUACUGCGGCUUGUCGAAUGAUUCCUACUGGGGUUUUUGACCCUCUUGCACCUGGUCUGGGAAGGCAGUCUCAGUGUGUGACACCUGAACAGGUGCCGCUAGGGCAGAACAUUCUUCACGAGCGCCAGCUUUUACCAGUGGGAAUUUUAUCGACAUGGAGGUCAUCUGCACCUAAAAAUAAUGCAGCGGCGUCAGAUUUGCGUCUUCUUUGGCAGACUGGAGGUUUGGGUUACGGGCCUGGUCAAUUUAAUACUCCUAACGGAUUUUGCCUUGGAUUGGAUGACGAAAUACUUGUUGCUGAUACAAAUAAUCACAGAAUACAGGUGCUUUCAAAAACCAACAAAGUGUUAGUCAGUUUUGGAAUAUCAGGUUCUGAAGAGGGGCAUUUAUGCUAUCCCAAAAAAGUGGUCGCUUAUCGUUCUUAUUACAAUCAGGGCUAUAUAGUUGUUGAUAAGGGUGAGGCCAAAGCUCGUUUGCAGCUGUUCUCGAGGAAAGGCGAAUUCAUUCGCAGAAUAGUUGCACCUUUUAUUGAUUACGUUGCUGCAAUUGCUGUCAACGAAUCUGCUCAAGUCGUCAUUUUUAGUGGUGGGAGCAUUAUGUUUGUUUUGGAUAUUGAACAGGAUUCAGCCUCGGUGUUAAAGUGGGCAGAUUGUAGUAAAUAUGUUAGCGAACCGUCUGAUGUAGCCAUCUUUGAAGGACUGUAUUAUGUGACGGACUAUAAGCAGCACCGUGUUGUGGUCUUUAAUAUUGAGGGUGAAAUGAUCCGCACUUUUGGGUCUAUGGAAACUACCCCGUAUCCGAUUGGUAUCGACAUAUCAAAAGAGGGUGAUGUCCUUGUUGCUGAUUCCCACGGGAAUCACUUUCAUAUUUUGGCAUUUUCCAAAUCUGGCCAGAAAGUUCAAGAUUUUGAAUGCACUCAAAUUAAGGUGUCACGUUGCGUGGGCGUACGAAUUACUUCUGAAGGCUGGAUCGUCUCUUUGUCGAAACACAACCACAAUGUUUUACUUUUUGACACUCUUUUUUUAGACCACUUACAUCACUGGGGCCAGCCUUUCGGAGGUAACGAACUCCAGUGA